This is a messenger RNA of Caenorhabditis elegans, 2444 nucleotides long. It is a transcript of the gene nuo-5, whose product is annotated as NADH-ubiquinone oxidoreductase 75 kDa subunit, mitochondrial. Gene Ontology annotation, cellular component: membrane; mitochondrion; respiratory chain complex I. Gene Ontology annotation, molecular function: iron-sulfur cluster binding; oxidoreductase activity; NADH dehydrogenase (ubiquinone) activity. Gene Ontology annotation, biological process: proton transmembrane transport; ATP synthesis coupled electron transport. The record is from RefSeq and is marked reviewed. NCBI's taxonomy places the organism in Eukaryota, Metazoa, Nematoda, Chromadorea, Rhabditida, Rhabditidae.
AGCACCAUGCAUCGCGUCGGUGGACAAAUUGUCCGCGGAGUGUCGAAGGCUCAACAGAAGAGAUCGCUUUCGGUGGCGGCUCCGGCUCCACCGAAAAAGGUCGAAGUCUUCAUCGACGACAAAAAAGUGCUCGUCGACCCGGGAAUGACGAUUCUCCAAGCGUGCGCGCUCGUCGGCGUCGACAUCCCACGCUUCUGCUAUCACGACCGUCUCUCAAUUGCCGGAAACUGCCGAAUGUGUCUGGUAGAGGUGGAGAAGUCGGUGAAGCCUGUCGCAUCAUGUGCGAUGCCUGUCAUGAACGGAAUGAAAGUCAAAACCAACUCGGAUUUCGUGAAAAAAGCUCGCGAAGGGGUGAUGGAGUUCAUGCUCAACAACCAUCCACUCGACUGCCCGAUUUGUGAUCAAGGUGGCGAAUGUGAUCUACAGGAUCAGGCGAUGAAUUUCGGAUCCGAUCGUGGGCGGCUUCAGUCGAGAUUCGAUGGAAAACGGGCUCUCGAGGAUAAGAAUAUCGGGCCGUUGGUGAAAACUGUGAUGACUCGAUGUAUUCAGUGUACUCGAUGUGUCCGAUUCGCUAAUGAAGUGGCCGCUUUUCCGGAUUUCGGCACCACCGGACGAGGACAAGAUCUUCAAAUUGGCACCUACGUCGAGAAAUUUUUUGCUUCAGAGCUCUCUGGGAAUAUUAUCGAUAUUUGUCCGGUCGGAGCUCUUACCAGCAAGCAGUACGCGUUUACGGCCCGGCCCUGGGAGACUAGAAAGACUGAAAGUGUUGAUGUGAUGGAUGCGACCGGAUCGAAUAUUGUGCUUUCGCAUCGGACUGGCGAGCUUCUGCGGGUUAUUCCGAAAAUCAACGAUGACAUUAACGAAGAAUGGAUCGGAGAUCAGUCGCGUUUCGCAGUGGACGGCCUAAAAGUCCAACGCCUUCUCACACCAAUGAUCCGCGGUGCCGACGGUCAACUCAAGCCAGCCACCUGGGAAGAGGCUCUUUUCACCGUUGCCGCCAAGCUCCGCGAGACGCCAGCCGAGCAGAAGGCCGCCGUCGCCGGAGGCCUGAAUGACGUCGAGUCCCUGGUCGCGCUGAAGGAUCUGUUCAACCGAUUCAACAGCGAAAACGUGAUGACCGAAGAGGAAUUCCCGGAUGUUGGUAGCGGUGGCUCGGAUCUUCGUUCCAACUACGUCUUCAACGAUGGGAUCGCCAGUGUCGAGAACGCCGACGCCAUCCUUCUCGUCGGAACGAAUCCCAGAUUCGAGGCGCCGACGCUGAACGCAAGGAUCCGUAAAUCCUUCCUGUACAGUGAUGUUCAGGUCGGAGUGAUCGGAGCCGAGACGGAGCUCACCUACGAAUACGAUUACCUCGGAGCAUCUGCAAAAGCUAUCGAUGAGAUCCUUGCCGGGAAGGGAGACUUUGCAAAGAUCCUCUCAUCUGCCACCACCCCCCUGAUCAUCGUCGGAGCCCAGGCGUUGAAGGGAGAAGCCGGUGCGGCGCUGCUCGGGAAGCUUCAGCAGCUCGCUGAUAAGCUCGGCUCUGGGAAGGAGGUGAAAGUGCUCAAUGUUCUUCAACGAUGGGCCGGUCAAGCUGGAGCUCUGGAUGUUGGAUACAAAGCAGGCACUGCCGGGAUCCGAAAGACGCCGAUCAAGUUCUUGUACCUUCUGGGAGCCGACGAGGGGAAGGUCACCAAGGCGAACCUUGAUCCAUCGGCAUUUGUGGUCUAUCAGGGACAUCAUGGAGACGCUGGAGCCGAGAUGGCUGAUGUUGUACUGCCAGGAGCAGCUUAUACGGAGAAGGAGGGAACCUAUGUUAACACUGAGGGAAGAUCACAGAGAGCCUACCCAGCUGUGAGCCCACCAGGAGAUGCCCGUGUCGAUUGGAAAAUUAUUCGAGCCGUUUCUGAGGUUUCCGGCAAAUCGCUGCCAUACAGUGAUUUGAAGGAGAUUAGACAGCGAUUGAAUGAGAUCGCUCCCCACCUCGUCCGCUACCGCGACCUCGAAGCCUCUCCAUUCGUCAAACAGGCUCUUCAGCUGGCACAACCCACCGGCUCAAUCGACGUUGACGUCUCCCCAGUGCUCCGUGAGCUCUCCGACUACUACCAGACGAAUGUGAUUUCACGCUACUCGCGCAGUAUGGCUCAGGCUCGCAAGGCCGCCAUCGAGAAUAAGACGAAUCCGUAUGCUGAGGAGCCGGUGUACGCAAGACUCUGAGUUCUGGAUAAUUGAGAUUUUCUAUUUUUUUUUUUCGUUUUUUUUCUCAGCUCCCAGCUCCCCCCGAUUUUUACACCGAUUUUCAGUGAUUUUCCCUAUUUUUUAAGCUUGAAACUCAAAAACGGUCUGAAAAUCUUGUAGAUUCUAGUAGUUCGAAUUUCGUUUUCUGUUUGUUUUUGCUCCAUCUCGCAGAGCCCCAGAUAUGUGUAUUGUAUUGGAAAAAUCAAGAAAAAAUCGAUAUUAGUUUA